UCACAGAUAUGCCCAUUCCUUCCUUCCAUCCAGACACGGCACCUAGCUCCGUAGGAUCCAAAUAGGGGAUUGUCUCAAUUUGAAACUCUCCUCCUAUACUAACCUAACCACCUCGGAGUAACGUAUGUACCUGCGACACGACGACGCAACAUCAAAUAGGAGUCGGAGUAGGAGAAGGAGUAGCCGCACCCCUUCGCCCCCCCGACUCCAGCACGAGCCGCGCUGCACACCACACCGGCAUCGACGAUCUGCUGAACCCGCUGCGGCGCCAACUCCCACGUCUCCGUGCGCUGCGGCGCCGCAUUUACCACUACCACCACCACCACCACGACGCCACCCACCAUCACUCAAGAGAUCCAUGCUCGCUCGCUCGCUCGAGGUAAAGAGAAAGUGAGAGAGAGAAAGGAAGAGAGCAAAGACAGAAAGAGACAAAGAGCAAAAAAAAAAAACCCCCCCACUCCCCCCAUCUACUCCGCCCCCUCCACCACCGCACCCCCAAGACCCAACCCAGCAUAAACCGCCCGCUCGCACCUC
Aplosporella prunicola CBS 121167 is the source of this 534-nucleotide messenger RNA. RefSeq lists its product as uncharacterized. The record is from RefSeq and is a predicted model, not a curated record. Bases 125 to 394 code for a protein of 89 amino acids. The transcript has a single exon. NCBI's taxonomy places the organism in Eukaryota, Fungi, Ascomycota, Dothideomycetes, Botryosphaeriales, Aplosporellaceae.